Molecule: messenger RNA, 933 nt
Organism: Mesorhabditis spiculigera
Lineage: Eukaryota; Metazoa; Nematoda; Chromadorea; Rhabditida; Rhabditidae
Source: the annotation of a GenBank genome assembly
AUGAAAUUCGUGAUCGCCUGUGCCCUCGUGGCGCUUUGCCUCGCGGAGCACCACGAUCCUCUCUCCGACAAGAAGCACUUCAAGGGAAGCGAGCACGACCCGAAAUUCGAUCACGAAGCCUUUCUUGGAAAGGAUGCUGCCGCCGAAUUCGACGAGCUGACCCCCGAGAAAUCGAAGGAGCGCCUCGGAAAACUGGUCCCCAAGAUGGACUCCAACGGAGAUGGUGUCAUUGAGGAGAACGAGCUGAAGGACCACAUCAACUUCAUGCAGAAGCGUUAUGUGAAUAACGACGUUGAGCGCACGUGGAAGAACUACAAGGAGGACAAGAUCGUUGAUGGAAAGAUCACCUGGGCUGCUUAUCGCGAGAUGGUCUAUGGACAUCCCACUGGUGAGAACCAGGAGAUUUCUGAUCAGUACAAGAAGAUGCUCGUCAGGGAUGAGAAGCGGUGGGCCGCCUCCGACUACGAUUCCUCUGGAACCCUUGACCGCACCGAGUACGGAUGCUUCAUGCACCCCGAAGAUUGCGAGCACAUGCGUGAUGUUGUCGUCUCUGAGACUGUUGAAGAUAUUGACAAGAACAAGGACGGAUACGUCGACCUCGAGGAGUACAUCGGAGAUAUGUACCGCCCGGAGGAUUACCCUGAACUCAACGGAAAGGAGCCUGACUGGGUUGCAUCUGAGCGCGAGAUGUUCAAGGAGCACCGUGAUAAGGACAACGACGGCAAGCUGAACCAGAAUGAGAUGCGUGACUGGAUCAUGCCGAUCGGCUUUGACCACGCUGAGGCUGAGGCUCGCCACUUGAUGGGAAUCUCUGAUGAUAACAAGGACGGAAAAUUAUCUCACGAUGAAAUUAUCGCUCAUUACGAUACCUUCGUCGGAUCCCAAGCCACGGAUUAUGGAGAGCAACUGCAGAAGCACGACCCUGCUGACCUC